This is a messenger RNA of Necator americanus (New World hookworm), 369 nucleotides long. RefSeq lists its product as uncharacterized. Lineage: Eukaryota; Metazoa; Nematoda; Chromadorea; Rhabditida; Ancylostomatidae. The transcript has a single exon. The record is from RefSeq and is a predicted model, not a curated record. Bases 1 to 369 code for a protein of 122 amino acids.
AUGGUUCAGCUGCUUGGACCAGACCGUGUCGAGGGUAAUAGAGGUUUGCGGGGAUUCCAUCUGCCCCUUGUUCUAACCUUCGUCGACUAUGAGAAAGCCUUUGACAGCGUAGAAACGAAUGCAAUACUGUCAGCGCUGGUCGAUCAAGGUGUGAACGCGUCGUAUGUGAGGACAUUAGCCAACUGUUACGGUCGAUGCACGACUAGGAUACAGCUUUUCCAACUGACGGACCAAGAUCUUCGUGCCCAUCUGUUCGACUCGACAGUUCUUCCAGCGCUCUGCGUUACACAGCGAAGACGUGGGCAGACACCGCUGCCACGUCUAGGAAGCUACUUACUAUCCAUAAAGCCCUUGAGAGAUGCCUUCUGA